This is a messenger RNA of Amyelois transitella, 6818 nucleotides long. RefSeq lists its product as uncharacterized. Lineage: Eukaryota; Metazoa; Arthropoda; Insecta; Lepidoptera; Pyralidae. Gene Ontology annotation, biological process: DNA integration. The coding region runs from base 901 to 5190 and encodes 1429 amino acids. The record is from RefSeq and is a predicted model, not a curated record. The transcript has a single exon. Gene Ontology annotation, molecular function: nucleic acid binding; zinc ion binding.
GUUUAUUAAAUUAUUAGAUAUACACUUGAAUUUUUAUGAUAUACAACUUAAAUGUAUUUCAUCAAUUCAUUUUAGUUUUUAUUACACUGGCAAUGUAUUGUUUUGUUAGUAAUGAUUUUUCAUACAGGGAACACUAAAGGUUUUUAAAAGGCGGGUAUUCGAUAAUUUGGGGGCAUUCUUCUCUUCGCAUUAAAGCAAUAGAGUGCAUUGCUCGCGUAAGCGUGGAUUUUGAUAUUAAUUGAAAAUUACAUUGUGUCAUUGUAUUGUGUAUUACAAAGUAAAGUGUUUGGAGAAAACUGUGGCUCCAGUGAAGAAAAUAAAGGUGUUUAAACUAAAGCGUGUUUUCUUACAAUUCAGAAGUGGUAAGUACCUUCGUAUAAGUUUAUUUAAUUUAUUAUCUAAGUCUCUUUGACCGGGACUUUGUUUCCGCCAAACCAUUCAAUUAAUGGUCGUCCAUGGCAUUAAGUUGACAUCAUAUCCAUGUCGGUCACCACCUUGGACAAUUUAUAUCUAUUUGCAAGUAUGUUUUUCUGAUAAAUUUUAGAAAUUUUAACAUAAUUAAUUUAGAUCCAAGUUUAAUGUUAUGCACACACAUAACGCUCACUGUGUAUUUAGAAUCUCAGGGGUAUGAUCAUUGUUCUUAUUAAAAUUUAGACUAAACAAUGGAAAUUAUCAAAGGUGCUUUCAAUUUUGUUAUUUAUUAAUAGGGUAGUGUGCAAUUUAAAAUUUGCCAAGGUAAAUAUGAAAUCAUGUUACCGUGACUUUGUAAAACGUGUUGUUAAUUUUAAUUUAAUUUCGUUUAUAGGCUAUUUGUGAUUUCAAAACUAAACAACCUGAUUUAAAAUUUAUUUAUUUGAACAAUUACAUAGUUCUUUUCGUUUCCGAGUUGUUUCAGAUACAAUGGAUAGAUCGCAGUCCCGCCGUUUGAAGACUCUAGAAUACGAGUCUCGAGAGCAGCGAUCGGAUGAUGCAACCAGGCGCAGCCGCAGUCGUUCCCGGCGUGCCAGCGAUUCCAGACAACGUCGGAGUCGUGUGAACGAGCGCAGCACGCCACGGGACAACGGCAGGCUACGUGAGAUGGAGCGUCAGGUAGAACAGGAGCGCGAACGUCUAUAUCUCCUGCAGGACCAAUUACACAGAGAGCGAAGCCGUGUCCAACGAAGUGUGAGUAAUCAACGAGAAAUUUAUACCCCUAAUGAACCAUCGUCGCGAAGACGAGAGCGGAGCCCUUUAGAAUAUGAUGAAGGUCCCGAGAGACAAAGAAGACGGUUAGAACAAAAUGACAAGCAGCAAAAACCAAUUAAUAGUUCUUCAUUUUCGGCUAAUGAUUUUAUAAAUAUUCUUAACUCGCUCAAAACUAUACCGUCACAGCCAUCGACAUCAGCCGCACUUUCUCAUUCGACAAAUAACCAUAAAAAUAUUUUGCCCGAUUUUGACCCGUCUUCGACAAAUCAAAGAAUUGACAUUUGGAUUAAAAAAGUGAAUGAGUGCGCUACUGUCUAUGGCUGGGACGAUAAGACAACGAUUCAUUUUGCUAUGCAGAAACUUCAGGGUUUAGCCAAAAUAUGGUACGAAAGUUUACCGUCCAUACUUUUUAGCUGGACAGAAUGGCAAAACAAAUUACUCAGUGCAUUUCCGUAUGAGAAAAACUAUGGCCAAACCCUGGAGGACAUGUUGAAAAGAAAAAGUAGAUUACAAGAACCAAUAGAGAUUUAUUUUUACGAAAAACUGGCUUUAUUGAACCAAUGCAACAUUGAUGGCAAAAAUGCUGUUGAUUGCAUAAUUCACGGCCUGACUGAUAGGACGAUGAAAUCUAGUGCGACUACAUUACGAUGUGAACAUCCAGAACAGUUGUUACAAUUCUUAAUGAGCAAUAAGGAUACGUCAUAUUCACAAAAUUUUGAUCGAUCUCAAAACAGGACUAGGACCAAUGAUUUAAAUUCAGCAGGUAGUUAUAACUCAAAUAAAGUGGGCUCUAGGAGUAACUUAGUUCAGAAUAACAGUAUAUUCUGCUACAACUGUAAAGAAAAGGGGCAUCCAUUUUUGAAAUGCCCCAAACCUAUCGUUAAGUGUGCUAAAUGUAAUAAAAUGGGUCAUAAGACUGAAAACUGUUUUACCAACAUCAAAGAUGCAAACAAAAGUGACAUCAUCCAAAAAACGAUGUGCAUUUCAAAUUCAAAUUUAAAUUCCAAAUUUUUUAAAGAGGUAUAUGUAAAUAAAAAUCCUGUUAAAAGUUUUGUUGAUUUUGGUAGUGAAGUUUCGCUUAUUAAGAAAUCGUUUGCGUCCGACCUAGGGUUAUCACAGAGCAAUGAGACAAUUGCCCUAAAAGGUUUCGGUAAUGAAAUAGUUCGUACUCUUGGCAGUGUUACGAUUGAUUUAUCAGUAGACGGAGUUGAGGGUAGUGUCAAAUGUCAAGUAGUUGAUGAUAAACUUUUAGAUCUACCUAUACUAAUUGGACAGUCCUUUACUGAACAAUCCCAUGUGGUCGUAUUCAAAAAUGCAGAUAGUCUUAGCUUUUUAAAUGUUGUCAGUGAAAUGCCGUUUCCCAAUAUUGACGUUGGUCAAGAGAUUUCAGUUAGAAUUAAAUCAGCAUCGACGGCUAAUAUUUACGGGUUGGUUAGCGCAAAGACUAUCACGGAACCGAGUGUCGAUGGGAGUAUUUUAGUAGAUAGCAAGAUCAUUGGUAAACCUUCAAGCCAGUUGGCUGUGUUGGGGGGUAUAUACCCUGUCAAGGAUGGAAUUGUUUAUUUAUUGGUUACUCCAAUAACAGAAUAUAUUGUUAUAAAAGAGGGGACGGUGAUUAGUCGGGGCAUACAAGUUAGAGUAGUUAAUCAUGUUAGGAAAUGUUUAGACGAAAAUAAUAAACCGACUAGACUUCUUACAAGUCAAAUUCGUGUAGGGGAUUCUAUUGGAGAAUCACAUAAAAAGCAUCUUUUGGAGAUUCUAAACAAAUACCAGCAUUGUUUUGCGUCGUCUUUGGGUGAACUAGGGUGUACCAAUAUUACAGAGAUGGUCAUAGAGGUUAAUAGUAAAAAACCAGUCGUUUAUCGGCCGUAUAGGUUAUCUCACAAAGAAAGGGAGACUGUCAGAGAGAUGAUAACUGAGAUGUUAGAUGCAGGUAUAAUCCGCGAGUCUGUCUCUGAAUACGCAAGCCCAAUUAUCUUAGUUCGUAAGAAAGAUGGUAAGAUGAGAAUGUGUGUUGACUACAGGAUGUUAAAUUCCGUGACAGUCAAAGAGCGUUACCCUAUGCCUAAUAUCGAGGAUGAAAUUGCACGUCUCUCCGGCCAAGCAUACUUUAUAACUCUUGAUUUAAUAUCUGGUUACUACCAGGUACCGAUUGCCGAACACUCGCGAUCGUUGACGUCAUUUGUCACACCAGACGGACAGUACGAAUUUAAUCGUAUGCCGUUCGGUUUGGCAAAUGCACCAGCUGUAUUUCAACGUAUGAUGCAUCGUGUUUUGGGUCCAGCCCGGUAUAAUGGCGCUACAUCAUAUAUUGAUGACGUUUUAAUAUAUGGAAGGACUGUGGAGGAAUGCCUAGCGCGGUUAGAGAAAGUAUUUCAUUUGCUGGAAACUGCAAAUUUAACUCUUAACCUAGCGAAGUGUGAAUUUCUGAUGGACAAAAUAGAUUACCUAGGCUACGAAAUAGGGGCCGCUGGAGUCCGGCCUGGUAAUAAAAAAAUCCAUUGCGUCCUUGAAUUUCCACGUCCCACAGACCAACACACGGUACGGCAAUUUUUAGGCUUAGUAGGAUAUUUCCGUAAAUUUAUUCGCAAUUUUGCAACACAUGCAUAUCCUUUGACAAAGCUGCUAACUAAGGAUGCUGUUUGGGCGUGGACACAUGAGCAGGAACAGGCAUUUGAAACUCUGAAAGCCAAACUAGUAGAAAGACCGAUUCUUGCCAUUUUUGAUUCCUCUGCAGAAACUGAACUACAUACAGAUGCUAGUAAACUAGGAGUUGGCGGUGUUUUACUGCAAAAAUCGCAUGACAGCGAUUCAUUUAAACCUGUAGCCUUCUAUAGCCGCAAGACUUCUCCCGAGGAGAGAAACUUUCACGCCUACGAGCUUGAAACAUUAGCUGUCAUAUGUUCUUUAAAAAAGUUCAGAGUAUAUUUACUAGGUCAAUCUUUUAAGAUAAUCACGGAUUGUAGUGCUCUCAGGUCAACAUUUUCUAAACGAGAUAUUCUUCCUCGGAUUGCACGAUGGUGGCUCCUUAUGCAAGAAUUUCAGUGCUCAGUCGAGUAUCGCCCAGGUAUUAAAAUGACACAUGUAGACGCUCUUUCUCGCAAUCCUGUGACUGACAGUGAAACUUCUCAUAUUUUAGAACAAUAUCCGACAGUGAUGAACAUUAGUACUCGUAGUGAUGAUUGGUUGCAUACUUUACAGUUAGGAGAUACAGAGUUAUGUAGGAUUCGUGACAUCUUGACCUCCAAUAUAGACGCUGAUGGGCUUAAGUACAUUAGAGAUAAUUACCUAAUAAAAGACAAUAAAUUGUAUAGGUAUUUCGAUGGGGAUCAAAACAACAUUCGAUGGGUGGUACCGAAGGGUGCAAGGUGGCAACUUUGUCAAAUGAAUCACGACGACAUAGGACAUUUUGGAACAGAAAAGACCUUAGAACGUUUACAAAAAUCUUACUGGUUUUCCAAAAUGUCAAGGUUUGUAAAGAAAUAUGUCAACGCUUGUAUUGAAUGUGCUUAUGCCAAGAAAAAUAAUUCGACGAAGGAAGGACAUUUACAUCCUAUUGUAAAAGUGGAAGUACCAUUUCACACGCUGCAUAUUGACCACCUUGGACCCUUCGUAAAGUCAAAAAGAGGUAACACUCAUCUUUUAGUCAUCAUAGAUGGUUUUACUAAGUUUGCGUUUACUAGGCCGGUACGCGACACAAAAACGCAAAGUGCUAUUAGAGUAUUAGAGGAUAUUUUUUGCUUGUUUCGUAUUCCAGACCGUAUUAUUAGUGACAGGGGAACGUGUUUCACGUCACAUGCGUUUAAAAGGUUUUGUCUUGAUAAAGGGAUAAAACACGUCCUAAACUCCGUCGCCAGUCCACGUUCAAACGGACAAGUGGAACGGUACAACCGUACAAUUUUAAAUUCCUUGACAGCUCAAAAUCUAAAUCGAGAUGAAAGAGAGUGGGAUGUUACGGUUGGCACAGUUCAGUGGGGCUUAAAUAAUACUUAUCAAAGACCAUAGGCAGGACACCCGCCGAACUAAUGUUUGGUACUAGGAUGAAUUCGGAGGUUAAUCCCAAAUUAAAUGACAUCAGACGAGAGACUCGUGAUUUAAGUGAUUUGACUUUCAUUAGAGAAAAUGCAAAAGAUAAAAUUGACUUAGAGCAGGCAAAACAAAAACAAAGGUAUGACAAAGGCAGGCGAUGUUCGCGAAUUUAUGGAGAAGGGGAUUUAGUUAGAAUUACUAAAACGACUUUUGCUAAUGACGGUAAAAGUAAAAAACUCCUGCCUGCGUACAUAGGUCCAUAUAGAGUUGUUUCAGUAUUAGGAAAUGACAGAUAUAGGGUAGCAGCUAUUCCAGGCCUUACGGAAUCAAAGAAUAAGCGGAAAACUACUGUGGCUGCCGACCGAAUGUUGCCUUGGAUCAAUACCGCCGCAUUAGCUGUUAAUGAAUCUGAUACAACCGAUAACGAGGAUGAUAUGACGGGUAAUGAUGAAAAUAUGAGCGAGAAUUAGGUAAUGAGGAUUUGUUAUAGACUAAUGUUUAACUAUUGUAUUAUUUAAAUAGUGUUUUAUGGUGUUAAAUUAAUUAUCUAAAUAACAUGUUAGGCUGAUGGAAAUAUUUUGAGUAGUAAUUUUUGGAAAUUACAGUGUUUAUAUGUAAUAAGAUAAUCUUUAUAUUUGUUAUUUGGACAUUUGAUAUAUAGGCAAAACUGCAAGAAUGGAUGGGUUUGUGGUUUUGUCAUGGGCCAUCAUGGUAACGAGAAUGGAUGGGUUCGUUACCUAAAUGGCAAGAUAGAUCCUGUUGCAAGAAUGGAUGGGUUUGUGGUUUUGUCAUGGGCCAUCAUGGUAACGAGAAUGGAUGGGUUCGUUACCUAAAUGGCAAGAUAGAUCCUGCUGCAAGAAUGGAUGGGUUUGUGGUUUUGUCAUGGGCCAUCAUGGUAACGAGAAUGGAUGGGUUCGUUACCUAAAUGGCAAGAUAGAUCCUGUUGCAAGAAUGGAUGGGUUUGCAAACAGGAAUAUUUUCUUUAAGUACUAUAAUGUUUACGCUGUGAGAAUUGAUGGGUUCACAGUAUUUGAUAAGAGAUUAACGAAAUUAGAAAAUGAAUAUAUAUGUAUAAUUAAGUGUACUUAAUUAAAUGAAAUUGUAUACUUAUAUAAAUACUGCUAUGUUUCAUAUUUCCAUUUAUUGUUUAUUUUUUUUUUUCUUCUUUCUUUUGUGUGCAUGAGGUCAUGCACUUGGUCAGGAUGGGCGAAUGUAAGAUUAUAUUAGUUUAUUAAAUUAUUAGAUAUACACUUGAAUUUUUAUGAUAUACAACUUAAAUGUAUUUCAUCAAUUCAUUUUAGUUUUUAUUACACUGGCAAUGUAUUGUUUUGUUAGUAAUGAUUUUUCAUACAGGGAACACUAAAGGUUUUUAAAAGGCGGGUAUUCGAUAAUUUGGGGGCAUUCUUCUCUUCGCAUUAAAGCAAUAGAGUGCAUUGCUCGCGUAAGCGUGGAUUUUGAUAUUAAUUGAAAAUUACAUUGUGUCAUUGUAUUGUGUAUUACAAAGUAAAGUGUUUGGAGAAAACUGUGGCUCCAGUGAAGAAAAUAAAGGUGUUUAAACUAAAGCGUGUUUUCUUACACUAUGUUUAUCAAUAACUUAGAUUGUG